This is a messenger RNA of Metarhizium robertsii ARSEF 23, 1152 nucleotides long. RefSeq lists its product as uncharacterized. NCBI's taxonomy places the organism in Eukaryota, Fungi, Ascomycota, Sordariomycetes, Hypocreales, Clavicipitaceae. Bases 1 to 1152 code for a protein of 383 amino acids. The transcript is spliced from 2 exons. The record is from RefSeq and is a predicted model, not a curated record.
AUGCCUGGCAAAAAGUCCUCUCCGAAGUAUAUCAAGGACAAUACAACGAUUCCCAUUCCUCAAGUCCUCACAUACGGCAUCCACGAUGAAAUCAUUCAAGGUGCUAAAACGCCUUUCAUAAUCAUGGACCUUAUCCCCGGGCAGAAACUUCAUACAAAGACGUUCUUAUGCGCAACAAAAGCACAGCGGCAGCGGCUAUAUACCGACCUUAUAGACAUAUUAUCACAGCUACGUAAACUCGAGUUUCCUGCUGGCGGUUCGCUGAUGCCGAACCCAGAAGACGACAAAUGCAGUCCCAUUCUUGGCCCAUUCCUUUCCAUCACUGCAAACGAGUUUGAAAGGAGUAGCGGGAGGUCCUUGCGGCAGGAGGUUUUCACAUCGUUGGGGCGUUUUGUGGAUUACCACCAUAGUAUCUUGACAGAAACGUACCAAUUUCCCGUGGAGAACUUGUCUUACAGGGAUGCUAAGACGGAACUCUUCGCACUUGACAGUUUAUCCGAAGAAAUUUCUAAAUGCAUUGGCUCGAUGCCGACCAGUCCGUCAUUCGUGUUGGCACAUCCAGACCUACGAUUCGGCAAUAUAUUUGUUGACGAUGACUUCCACAUCCUCGGCAUCAUAGACUGGGAAUUCACAAGCACAAUCCCACUCCAAUUAUUCACACCGCCGCCGUGGGUUACCGGUCACGACCCCGAUACACUGCGGGUUAUGCGUGGACUUGUGCGUGGCCCCUUUCGUGAUGAGAUUUUUGCCGAAUUCCGCGACGUCCUGCAAAAUAAGCGAGAAACACGCAGCAUUUCGGAAAAGUUAUGGCACGAGUGGGGAUAUCAACAGGGACAGGCUGGACAAGAAGAGACCUCCAUUCAAAGACUCCCAACUAUUGCCCAGAUAUUACGUCACCCUUCCAGUCUCAUGGGCGUAUAUUGCUCGUCUCUCUUCCGCAUACUCUUCGGGCCGCUUGCGGACAGGGAUGCAGAGAUUGCAAAGUUUUUUGACCAUUCAGAUAAUGUGAGUCUCGUGAAGCAGGUUGAGCUUCAAAUUGAGAAAUCUAAGCGCUAUACGCAAUAUCUAGAAGACAGAGGCCUUCUUGUUGAGGACGUCCAGGGUCAGCAAAUUCAGGAGUAUCUUGCCAAUACUAAACAUUUACUGCAUUGA